AUGGCGACUCUCUGUAGGCUGAGUGUUCUAUGCGGCGCUGGAGGAGGGCGAGCUCUCCACCACUCUGGUUCCAAGGCUGCGUCUCUCCACUGGACUGGUGAGAGGGCUGUCAGUGUUUUGCUCCUGGGCCUCAUUCCAGCUGCUUAUUUGAAUCCUUGCUCUGCGAUGGACUACUCUCUGGCUGCAGCCCUCACUCUUUAUGAUCACUGGGGCAUCGGACAAGUUGUUACUGACUACGUUCACGGGAAUGCAUUACAGAAAGCUGCCAAGGCAGGCCUCUUGGCGCUCUCGGCCCUCACCUUCGCUGGGCUCUGUUACUUCAACUAUCAUGACGUGGGCAUCUGCAAAGCUGUGGCUAUGCUGUGGAAGCUCUGACAUUUUAGACUUAAUGCCUUGCGAAUUGAUUGUACACCUCCUUGCCUCUGCUCUGUCAUGCCAUUUCAACUCACAGUAAGAAGGAAAUCACAGAUAAGUCCAUUGGUGAG
Messenger RNA from Hippopotamus amphibius kiboko, 485 nucleotides. Its product is annotated as succinate dehydrogenase [ubiquinone] cytochrome b small subunit, mitochondrial-like. Gene Ontology annotation, biological process: tricarboxylic acid cycle; mitochondrial electron transport, succinate to ubiquinone. Lineage: Eukaryota; Metazoa; Chordata; Mammalia; Artiodactyla; Hippopotamidae. Gene Ontology annotation, molecular function: ubiquinone binding; heme binding. The record is from RefSeq and is a predicted model, not a curated record. The transcript is spliced from 2 exons. Gene Ontology annotation, cellular component: mitochondrial envelope; membrane. The coding region runs from base 1 to 375 and encodes 124 amino acids.